AUGCUGUGGCUGCUCCUGACCAUUGUCUGGGCACUGGCGAAUGCUGUAUUAGGCAUGGGACAACAUGCUCGGAUGGUCAAACAUCACGAGAAAUAUAGUGCACAGGUGUCAUCGGACGUGGUGUCUUCGUUAAAGCCCACGACAACUAAGAAGCUGGGCGCGCGAUCGGUGCCGCAAUCUACACUUUCACCUACUUCCCUCUUCAUUCCAUCUCUACCAGGGGAUGAAAGUGCCAACGAUCCAACAUCCGUUUACUAUUACGGCGAGGGGUUCAUUUCUUAUACGUCUGUGUAUGCGCUCAUCACUGGCAGGCCUAGUAAGGAUGGCGGGCUGAAAACGAAUUAUAUGUACCAAGGUCCCACAGAAAUCAAGAUCCCACACGUCAUGCGCACAGCCGUCGUGGGUGAUAAGACGCUUUCAGGCUUGUUUGAUGUCGACUGCAGUGUCAAGACUGGAAAGAAGAGUGGCUGGCAGUGUCAAUAUGGAUACGAAACGUCAGGCGCCACGUCGUCAUACAGUGUUGUGCCCACGAAUACCCAGCCCAAUACAUUUAUCACACCUAUCGUUGGAAAACUUGAUCAAGCGCAGAAACAGUCUGCGGAUGGCAUCUCGGAUGUUCCCUCGUUCUCAGAUGGCAAAGUUGUGCAUGUCCACCCAUCGAAUCGCGCCCAAAGGCUCACGUCUAUAUUCUCGACAUUGCCAUCGUCUUUCACCAUUCCUUGUGUCUUGUUUAGUGCUGCUCUCGUCGCGCUGUGUGCGAUGGUGCUAUAA
This is a messenger RNA of Malassezia globosa CBS 7966, 771 nucleotides long. RefSeq lists its product as uncharacterized. The transcript has a single exon. NCBI's taxonomy places the organism in Eukaryota, Fungi, Basidiomycota, Malasseziomycetes, Malasseziales, Malasseziaceae. The record is from RefSeq and is a predicted model, not a curated record. Bases 1 to 771 code for a protein of 256 amino acids.